CGCGAACCCACGCGCCGGAGACGCGUCUCGGUAUCCCAAUAGGCUGUCCUGGGUCCUCAGACCGGAAGUCGAGGCGCCCUCUUCCGCCACCAGCCGGAAGUGUCCCUGGACUCGAGGCUAAAGGCUUCCGGUAGCUCUGCUGGGUAGCCGGGGAGUUACUAUGGCUGCCUCCUUGGCCGGGAAGAAGAUCGUGUUUGUCACCGGGAACUCCAAGAAGCUGGAGGAGGUCAUUCAGAUUCUAGGAGAUAAGUUUCCAUGCACUUUGGUGGCACAGAAAAUUGACCUGCCGGAGUACCAGGGGGAGCCAGAUGAGAUUUCCAUACAGAAGUGUCGGGAGGCAGCUCGCCAGGUAAAGGGGCCUGUACUGGUGGAGGAUACCUGUCUGUGCUUCAACGCCCUCAAAGGGCUCCCUGGCCCCUACAUAAAGUGGUUUCUGGAGAAGCUAAAGCCUGAAGGUCUCCACCAGCUCCUGGCCGGCCACGAGGACAAGUCAGCCUAUGCGCUUUGCACGUUCGCGCUGAGCACGGGGGACCCCAGUGAACCGGUGCACCUCUUCAGGGGCCGGACCUCGGGCCAGAUCGUGGUGCCCCGAGGCUCCCGGGACUUUGGCUGGGACCCCUGCUUUCAGCCUGAUGGAUACGAGCAGACGUACGCAGAGAUGCCCAAGGCUGAGAAGAAUGCCAUCUCCCACCGCUUCCGGGCCCUGCGCAAGCUGCAAGAGUACUUUGACAGCUUGACUUCUCCUGGGCCUGGACAAGGCCACUCGGGCCCAGGGUCUGGGGAGGGCUAGCCUGGAACCUCCCCCAUUAGGCGGGCACCCCUCAGGGUUCCCCCUUCCUGAGGGUGUCAAGGCAGCCUCACCAGCCCUGUCUGACUCUGCUUAGAGGAAGUUUGGGCAGAUUGACACCAUCCUCUUGCCUUCAAGGGUUCAAUGAUCUCCCUACAGCCUCCAGGCAUGGGAACCUGAAGAGACCUUGGGUGUUAAAACUGGCCUUGGCAGGAUCCAGGGUUUGAGAAAUAAUCAUGCAAACAGCCUUAGAAUGUUUUUAAAAUGCAGCAAAUAAA
This is a messenger RNA of Propithecus coquereli (Coquerel's sifaka), 1065 nucleotides long. It is a transcript of the gene ITPA, whose product is annotated as inosine triphosphatase (nucleoside triphosphate pyrophosphatase). NCBI's taxonomy places the organism in Eukaryota, Metazoa, Chordata, Mammalia, Primates, Indriidae. The transcript has 8 exons. Gene Ontology annotation, molecular function: nucleoside triphosphate diphosphatase activity. The record is from RefSeq and is a predicted model, not a curated record. Gene Ontology annotation, cellular component: cytoplasm. Bases 161 to 790 code for a protein of 209 amino acids. Gene Ontology annotation, biological process: nucleoside triphosphate catabolic process.